CACCGCCUUCGCUCUACAGAAUUUAUGACCGGCAUGGCCUUGGCCGACACAAACGAGACUGGCGAAGCGUAAAAAUAUAGAACGGAGAGAAAGCCCAGUAGAGGAAAGGGGGACAGAAAAAAGAGAAACAAAAUGCAGGGAACAGUGAGGAAAGAAGCAAUGGAGAGCAUUACAGAGAGGCUAUCGGCGAUGGAAAAUCUCUACUUCCCUCGUGCUCUUCAAUCCAACGCCACUAAUCCCUCCCACCGCAAGUCUCUUCUCGUUGACCUCCUCUCCAGAGACGCCGCCGUUUUCCUAGAGAGAUAUGGAGCGAAAUUGACAUGGGAAGAGCUUGAGGAAUUCGAUAUGCUAGACAAUGACUACGAGAUAAAUUGGCACCUCAAGAAUCUGAGAAGCAAAGUGAGUCCAACUUCUGAGGAGUUGAAAUCAAGGUCGGUGAAGGUCAAGAACAGGAGGCUCGCUUACUUGAAUAAAUUGAUACAUGACGGCACCUACUUCUCUGAGGAUGCUAUGAGGGAGAGAGAGCCAUAUUUGCAUCACGAGUUUGUGGGUAAGUUUCAGGAUCAGAGUGCCAGAGGCAUGGCGAGGCCGGGGGAGCGGUGGUCUGAGACGUUGAUGAGGAGGUCUGAGGAGGCUAUUUUGGUUUCUAAGAUUAGGGCAGAGCAGCAGAGGUUGGGUGUGGCUGAGAGGGAUUGGGUUGGUAAAGAAAUGAACCAACAAGAAGAGGAAGAGGAAGAGGAAGAGGAAGAGGAAGAGGAAGAAGAAGAGGAGGAAGAGGAAGAGGAAGAGGAAGAAGAGAAUGAAGAAGUGAAGAAGGCUCAUGGUGGUGUGCACUCCACUGAGAUGAUCAAUACGAAUGGUGCGCAGCCGAGCAGAGAGCAGCACAAUGAGGGGGCAAUUAUAUCCCAAGAAGAGAAGGAAGACAUGAUGAAUCAAUUUACCUACAUCAUGCACCAAAAAUUUCUUUCUGGGGAAGAUCAUCAACACUUGGAUUACUCAAAAAUAGAUGAUGAUGAGACCUUGGAUGAUCACUGGCUUAGGGAAGCCAGCCAUGAUGCAGAAGAUAAGUAUUUUGCUGAAGAUGAUUAGGAUGAUCAGGUGCAGCUGCCUUGACUCUGUUUCAAACCCUUUGUACAAUUUAGAUUUUGUUUCUGUAGAUUUGCUUUUGUAGAUAUGCACCUUGUCCUUCCCUUUUGAGUAAAUGAUAUAAUCUGUGUCAUGUUAUAA
Messenger RNA from Hevea brasiliensis (rubber tree), 1227 nucleotides. RefSeq lists its product as uncharacterized. Bases 133 to 1089 code for a protein of 318 amino acids. NCBI's taxonomy places the organism in Eukaryota, Viridiplantae, Streptophyta, Magnoliopsida, Malpighiales, Euphorbiaceae. The transcript is spliced from 3 exons. The record is from RefSeq and is a predicted model, not a curated record.